AUGCGAUUGGGCUGCCAGGGCUUUUCUUGGCUGUCCUUGUGGGGGACGGCCUGCCGCAUCCUCGGGCCGCAGCCCCUCACUUACGUCCCGCUCAUUUACGUGGCGGUGAAGGCUUCAGUUCCCAGGGCUGAGGUCUUCACUGUAUGCGCCACCGGGUCGUACUUUGCGGCGCUGGCCGGCUAUGGCGCAGGCUUCGGCCUGAUGCGUGUGGAGUGCUACCAGACAGCCUUGCACAAGCUCUCGGCGGCUCAACCGUGGCUGCCUGACCUUAUGCAGCGGCGUGGCGCCGUGGGCGUUGCGAUGGCCGCCCUGAUGCCUAUCCCGCUGGCCAUAGCUACUUGGACAGCUGGCUCCUUCCGCGUGAACUUCCUCCAUUUCCUCGUUGCUGCGGGGUUCCGCAUGCCCAAGAUUCUGAUCUUCGUGCUGCUCAGUGGGGGGCCACCUGGGCCACCUCCUCGAGCAAACAUCUAG
Messenger RNA from Symbiodinium natans, 471 nucleotides. The record is from the annotation of a GenBank genome assembly. NCBI's taxonomy places the organism in Eukaryota, Dinophyceae, Suessiales, Symbiodiniaceae.